AUGCGCGUGUGUCAAAGACUACAUCUUUUCUGUCAUAAGCAAAAAGUACUUGUUGCUGCACAUGGAAAUUCACUUCGGGCGUUGAUUAAAUAUCUUGAUAAAGUAUCUGAUAAUGAAAUCGUUCAACUUAAUUUACCAACAGGUAUUCCUUUGGUUUAUGAACUUGAUGAAGAUUUAAAUCCAAUUAAACAUUAUUAUGUUGCACCUGAUGAUGUUGUUCAAAAAGCUAUUGAAGAAGUUGCUAAUCAAGGCAAAGCAAAAAAAUAA
Rotaria sp. Silwood2 is the source of this 267-nucleotide messenger RNA. The record is from the annotation of a GenBank genome assembly. Lineage: Eukaryota; Metazoa; Rotifera; Eurotatoria; Philodinida; Philodinidae.